AUACAAAUGGUUCAUUUGACAUAUUGAUUUUAAUUAAAAUCUUUUUAAAGAUAUUUUUUAAGAAAUGAGUAUUUUAAACAAGAUGUUUAUGAUUACUGGCGGAGCACAAGGUCUGGGAAAAGGUUUUGCUCUUGCUGUAUUGAAACACGGUGGUAAAGUGAUACUUGUAGAUAUUCAAAAAGAAACGGGCGAAGAAACGGAAAAUGAAUUCAAUAAAACUUAUCCAGGUCAGUCCGUUUUCUACCAUGGAAAUAUUUCUGAUAAAUUCAUGAUGAAUUAUAUUUGGGAGGACAGUGAAAAAAAACUCAACGGAAAAAUUUCCGUGCUUGUAAACAACGCUGGAGUUUAUUGCCCCUCCAACUUCAUUAAAACAAUGGAAAUAAACCUCAUAUCACUUAUGCAAACGACCUAUAUUGCUUUGGAGAAGAUGAGUAUCAAAAAUGGUGGCAAUGGUGGUAUUAUCAUUAACAUCGCUUCUUCUGCUGGUUUAUCACCAGAAAUAAUGUUAUUAACUCAUCCUAAUCCCAUCGAAACAAUACCUUAUUGUGUUUCCAAAUCAGCUACAGUAACGUUUACAAAGUCUUUGGCACUCUCCAAUAUACUGGAAAAUGAUGGCGUCAAAGUUGCUGCAAUAUGUCCCAACGCUGUUGAUACUCCAUUAGUAACAGGAAACGAAACACUUGUUAAUAUGUUGAAAUCUUUAGAUGUUGCUUUAUUGUCCGUAGAAAAAGUAGCUAACGACUUUAUUCAACUUUUAGAGGAUUUGCACAAUAAUAGCGCAAAAAGUGGAGAUAUUUUAUUUGUAGGGCAGGUAGCGAAUUACGUCAACACCCCAAAAUAUGAGCUACCUGACAUGUCCGGAAAAAACUGAAAAUGAAAAAUUGGAAAUAUAAAUAGCAAAGUUAUUUAAAGAAAAUUGUUUUAAGGACACAGAAUGAUGUUUAACUUAAAAAAUCAUU
This is a messenger RNA of Hydra vulgaris (swiftwater hydra), 959 nucleotides long. RefSeq names its product 15-hydroxyprostaglandin dehydrogenase [NAD(+)]. Gene Ontology annotation, cellular component: cytoplasm. The record is from RefSeq and is a predicted model, not a curated record. Gene Ontology annotation, molecular function: oxidoreductase activity, acting on the CH-OH group of donors, NAD or NADP as acceptor. Lineage: Eukaryota; Metazoa; Cnidaria; Hydrozoa; Anthoathecata; Hydridae.